This is a messenger RNA of Miscanthus lutarioriparius, 1026 nucleotides long. Lineage: Eukaryota; Viridiplantae; Streptophyta; Magnoliopsida; Poales; Poaceae. The record is from the annotation of a GenBank genome assembly.
AUGGAAGGGGACAAAAUGCCCAGAGUGAGGCUCGGCAGGCAGGGCCUUGAGGUGUCCAAGCUUGGCUUCGGGUGCAUGGGCCUCACUGGAGUAUACAACGCCCCUGUUCCUGAGGAAGCUGGGAUCGCCAUAAUCAAGCACGCGUUUGAGGCCGGCAUCACCUUCUUCGACACCGCUGAUGCCUAUGGGCCACACACCAACGAGGUCCUGCUUGGAAAGGCAUUGAAGCAUUUGCCACGUGAGAAGGUGCAAGUCGCCACCAAAUGUGGCAUUGCAGGAUUUGAUGCAAGUGGCAUGUGUGUGAAGGGCACUCCAGAUUAUGUUCGAGCUUGUUGUGAAGCAAGCCUUCAGCGCCUUGCUGUUGACUACAUUGAUAUAUACUACCAACAUCGCAUUGAUCAGUCAGUGCCUAUAGAGGAAACUAUGGGGGAACUCAAGAAGUUGGUUGAAGAAGGGAAAGUGAAGUAUGUUGGCUUGUCAGAGGCUAGUGUUGAUACCAUCCGACGGGCACAUGCUGUCCAUCCAAUUACUGCAGUGCAGUUGGAGUGGUCACUGUGGACCAGAGAUAUAGAGGAAGAUAUAAUACCAGUCUGCAGGGAGCUUGGUAUUGGAAUAGUUCCAUAUAGCCCACUUGGCCGUGGCUUCUUUGCUGGCAGGGCAGCUGUAGAGCGUGUACCAUCAGAAAGUCUAUUGUCUAAACAUCCAAGGUAUACUGGGGAAAACUUGGAGAAGAAUAAAGUUCUGUACACACGACUUGAAAUGUUGUCUAAGAAGUAUGGGUGCACCCCUGCUCAACUUGCUCUCUCCUGGGUUCUUCAUCAAGGAGAAGAUGUGGUCCCCAUCCCUGGAACAACAAAAGUGAAGAACCUUGAUGAUAACAUCGGUGCUGUAAAGGUAAAGCUGAGCAAGGAAGACCUCGAAGAAAUCUCGGGUGCAGUCCCUGCUGGUGAGGUGGUUGGGUCCAGACUUCUUGGAGUCCUGGAGCCUUAUUCUUGGAGGCUUGCAAAUACCCCUCUACCAAAGUAG